CUAUGUGUCACCCGCAAGGGAGGAAGUUGAUAAGCGGGGAGGAACGCCUAAACCCGGAGCAGAGGCGAGUGCCCUGUGGAAACGACCCAAGCGAAAAGGAAGCUGGGCUCACUUUCUGGUCCACAUCCCCAUCCAAGGAGGACUUUGGGUUGAAGGGCUCAUCAUGGCCGGUCUGAAAACGGCGACUGGGGAAUACAUUGACGACUCUUGGGAGCUCAAUGCCUUUGUGGAAGACUUGGGGCCAGAUGCCGAUCCGGUCACACUCCGGGUCUCGGGCAGCAUGCAUAUCGGAGGCGUCAUGCUCCAGAUCGUGGAUAAGUUAAAUCUCCAGAGGGACUGGUCAGACCAUGCCUUGUGGUGGGAACAGAAGAAGCUGUGGCUGCUGAAGACAAACUGGAGCCUGGAUAAAUAUGGGAUUUUGGCCGAUGCCAAACUCCGCUUCACUUCGCAACACAAACCGGUGCUUCUUUCGCUACCAAACCGAUGCACUGUCCGUGUCCGGGCUAACUUUGCCCAACCUGUCUUCCGCACCGUUGCCGAUAUUUGCAAGGUGCUUGGUAUCCGCCAUUACGAAGAGCUAUCAUUGCUAUGGCCUCCUGAACAGAAGGACAAGCGGAAGCAGAAGGAAAAGGAGGGGAGCCAGGCAGAAAGCUAUGACUUGACUGGAGUUCGGCUGCCAGCAAGUGCAGAACAGCAGCUCUUUCGAGGUAUGCCUGCUCACUUCUCGGACAGUGCCAACACAGAGGCCUGCUACCGGAUGCUGUCGGUCAGCCAGACUGGGAUCACCCCUGAGCAGAUCAUGCGGAUGCACCGGCCAGGAUCCCUCACUGAGAAGACACAGAUCAACAGCAGGUGGCUGGAUUCAUCACGGACUUUGCUGCAACAGGAAGUCAAGGAGAAUGACUGCUUAUGGCUACGCUUCAAGUAUUACUGUUUCUUUGACUUGGAGCCUAAGUAUGACACGGUGCGGAUCAACCAGCUCUACGAACAGGCCCGUUGGUCUGUGCUGCUGGAGGAGACGGAGUGCACCGAGGAAGAGAUGGUGGUAUUUGCUGCUCUGCAGUAUCGCAUCAACCAGCUGUCCUUGAAUGCCAGUCCACCAGAGCACUCUGGUGACUCGGGCCUUGAUGAUUUAGACAAGGCUCUUGCCAGUCUGGAGGUCAAGCUUGAAGGAUCCUCCUCGACACCCAAUGUUCUGGAAAGUCUCACAGCUAUCCCUGAGCUGAAGGAUAACCUCCGAAUAUUCAGGCCUCGCAAACUGACCCUGAAGGGCUACAAGCAGUACUGGGUGGUCUUCAAAGAGACCUCCAUCUCCUACUACAAGAGCCGCGAGGAAGCACUGGGAGAACCCAUUCAGCAGCUCAACCUCAAGGGCUGCGAAGUGGUACCAGAUGUCAAUGUCUCUGGCCAGAAAUUCUGCAUCAAGCUCUUGGUGCCUUCUCCAGACGGGAUGAGCGAAGUGCACCUGCGUUGUGCGGACGAGCAGCAGUAUGCCCACUGGAUGGCGGGUUGCAGGUUGGCAGCGAAGGGCAAGACCAUGGCAGACGCCUCGUACCCAACCGAGGUGGAGAACAUCCUGUCCUUCCUGAAGCUCCAGCGGACCAACCCAGAGGCACCCCUCGCUCCGGAGGCCGAGGGGGCCCAGUGGCUUGUGUCCCCACGCUACCAGAAGAAGUUCAAACCAAAGCAGUUAACUCCACGUAUCUUGGAGGCCUAUCAGAAUGUGGCCCAGCUCUCUCUCAAUGAUGCCAAAAUGAAAUUUAUCCAAGCCUGGCAGUCGCUCCCGGAUUUUGGAAUCACUUACUUCGUAGUCAGAUUCAAGGGCAGCCGGAAGGAUGAAAUCUUGGGCAUUGCCAACAACCGCUUGAUCCGCAUCGACCUUGCCGUUGGGGAUGUGGUGAAGACUUGGCGGUACAGCAACAUGCGCCAGUGGAACGUCAACUGGGAUAUCCGACAGGUGGCUAUAGAGUUCGAUGAACACAUCAAUGUGGCUUUCAGCUGCAUUUCUGCUGGUUGCAAGAUUGUGCAUGAAUACAUCGGUGGGUACAUCUUCCUGUCCACACGCUCAGUGGACAGAAGUCAAACCCUAGACGAGGAGCUCUUCCACAAGCUAACAGGCGGCCACGAAGCCCUCUGAUCGUCUGCCACAAAGGCAAGUUUGUGCCCAGGAAGAGAGUUCCUCCCUUAAAGAACUGGUCACUUCUGGCAUUUGGAGCAGCCAACAAACUUGCAGAGAGGAGCAAAGAAGGAAUGUUGGCAUGAUUUUGGAUGCACAAAAAAUAUAUUUCCCAAUAUAGUCCUAAUAAAAAAAGAAGAAUGGAGUCCCUAUGAAGGAUGAAGGUGGAAACAGGCAAGCAGUCGUCAUAAUAGGGAAGGGAGGAAUCUCUUUCUAUUAUGUCCUGGCAUUACACAUUAUUUGCCCUUUCUUGGAGUCACUGCAACUCCUAACAUCAUUCCAAAUCUUUUUUAUAAU
Messenger RNA from Anolis sagrei ordinatus, 2473 nucleotides. It is a transcript of the gene FERMT3, whose product is annotated as FERM domain containing kindlin 3. The record is from RefSeq and is a predicted model, not a curated record. Gene Ontology annotation, cellular component: cell-substrate junction. Gene Ontology annotation, biological process: cell-matrix adhesion; integrin activation; integrin-mediated signaling pathway. NCBI's taxonomy places the organism in Eukaryota, Metazoa, Chordata, Lepidosauria, Squamata, Anolidae. Gene Ontology annotation, molecular function: integrin binding.